AUGAAAUAACACCACAAACAAAGGGUACACAUAUUAAAAAUUUCUAGGGAUAUCCAAUAGAUGAGCCUGUUUUAUAAGCUGUGAUGAGUGUGGCUUAAAUAUAAAACCAAUAUCCAAAAAUGUCUGAUUUCAAUAAAGCAAUAAAUCUUAAUUCAAUUUCUAAAAAAGCAAUAUUUUUGAUAUUAAGAAGUGCAAGCUUAGAUAAUAUUCAUAAAGGCAUGAAAUACGGAGUGUGGACUAGGUAUUGUAUGCUUCUAAAUCUAAUAGCACUCCAAAAUCGAAUGCUAGGAUUGAUGAGCUGUUUAAGGAAUCAGAGGAAGUUUAUUUAAUAUAUUCAGUUGUAGGCACUAAGGCCUUUUAAGCAUGCGCAAAAUUACUUGGUCCUUUUGACCCAACAGCUACAUUUCUUUAUUGGGAUGAACCAUUGAAAUGGUUUGGCUCAUUUUAAAUUAAAUGCGUAUUAGCAAUAUCUUAAUUUAGUUAUUCUUGAAUGAGUUGAAAUAGAAGACACUUGAUGAAAAAUAACCAGCUCAUCUAGGUUCAAUAGUUUUAACAGAACAAACCGAUUGCACUGAAAUUACACAUGGAUUGGGAAUGUUUGUACUUUAAUGUUUUAAGGAAUAACAAGAAGAUGAAACAAACGUUAAUGUCUUGCUCCAACAAUUUUAAAAUAUGGAUAGGAGAGAAGUAUUAAUCGAUAUUGAAAUAAGGAUUAAAUCAAAUAACAAAGAGAUCUUGAUUAGAAUUUCUUGACCCAACAAUCUCAUGAGUAACAGCUAUUUGAAAAAUCUCCAUUUGAAUACAAAAACUAUCAUAAGAGAUAGAAUUAGUAGAGAUGGCAAAACAAAUAGGCAGAUCAAAUGAUGUACAUGCGAGGUAUUUUAAAUAUGAAAUUGAAUUUUAGCUUAUUAUUCUGCUAAUUAAUAGUAUGGAGGUUCAUAGUAUUAAGGUCAAAAUCAAUAAAUGUACAAUUAAUAUAGGUAUUAAAUAUUUUAAUAUUAAAGAAAUGAUAAUAAACAAUAAUAUAAUAAUAAUUAUGAUUAUCAAUUCUAUUAUCCAUAAUAAUAAUACUAAUAAAAUAAUGGCUAAUUUAAAUAUGGAUAUGAUUAAUAGUAGUAUAACUAAAAUCCUAAUUAUUAAAGAUAACCAUAAAAGUAUCAAAAGAAAUAUUAUAAUAAUUACCAAUAAAAUAAUUUCUAAUAAGGCAAUUAUCAAUAAAAUAAUUAUCAAUAAAAUAAUUAUUAGUAAAAUACUAAUUAUUCUGGCAAUCACCAAAAAUAUUAAAAAUAAAAUGAUGAAUAGUCUGUAAAUAACUAAGACUAAUAGUUUUGA
Paramecium octaurelia is the source of this 1332-nucleotide messenger RNA. The record is from the annotation of a GenBank genome assembly. Lineage: Eukaryota; Ciliophora; Oligohymenophorea; Peniculida; Parameciidae.